This is a messenger RNA of Symbiodinium sp. CCMP2592, 3636 nucleotides long. The record is from the annotation of a GenBank genome assembly. NCBI's taxonomy places the organism in Eukaryota, Dinophyceae, Suessiales, Symbiodiniaceae.
AUGGCAGUGGCUUCAAUGAUGGAGAAAGCCGACCAAGAGAUCAUGGAGCUUCGGAUUCGAGCAGCAACGCUGAUCGAGGUGACCGGUUUGAAGGCCACCCCGAAAGUCGGCAGCGGGACUACCCCAAUCACCAGGGCGACUGGGAAGGGAGGGGCGAUCACCGGGACGAUCGGCAUGAACGUGGCGAACGUGACAGAGAUCGUCGUGACAGGGUUUCGAUCGGCGAGCUGGGCAUGGUCCCGCUGGCGACGACAGGACGCUGAGAAUGCGCUGAUCUCCCGAGCUCCGAGCUCCGACUUGGACUUGGCAGGAGAGACCCGGCGGAUCACAGAAGAGGCCAUGAAGGCAGGAAGCAAACUGCGCCUGGGCUCGGCGGCUCCUGAAGAGGCCGCAGCGACGCGGCGCGUGACCCGCGUCCUCCGAAAGGUGGCAAGGGAGGCGCUUUUCACGACGACUCAGACGCGAGAGAGAUUCCACUGGACCCAGUGGCUCGAAAUUUGUGAGAUUGUCGAUGGUGUUUUGGUGGAGGAGCCGCAGCCGAAGGCGUUCGAGAUCGGGUCGGAGGUUGCGGAAGCGCUGCUCCGUAAUAUUCCGGCCCAUGGCCCAGGCAAGGCCGCAGGCUUCGACAGCGUCACGAAGCCUCGCGAGGCUGGAAAGGUCCCCACCGAGGUGACUUCGACGAAGACUGCACUCGAGCUUUCCAAGAUCGCUCGCAUUGCUUCGCUUUCCCCAAGGCAGCUCCGCAGAGAGGUCUCGCUUUGGCGCCCGGCCGCAAGGCGAGAAGACGUUUUUCCCUUUGCAGACGUUCACGGCCUGAAGGGUGCUUCACAGUACAAUGGCUGCGAAGGCAUCGUCAUCGAAGGGCCAAACGACAAAGGACGCUGGGAAGUGCAGGCUCCGUUUGCUGAUGUGACGUGUUGGGCUUUAUUUCUGCUCUAUCUUCGUAUGGACACCUUCGAUUCUGUGCAGGUGGACUACCAGUGCGCAGCCAAGGGGCCAAUUCCAGCCACCGACGAGGAGAUAAACGCCUCGCUGAGUUGUUUUUCGGCGCUCUUCGAAGUGUCGCAUUGCAGGCCCUUCCCACUGCCGUCCUCCGACCCGGGCAGCCUGGGCCUUGCACCCAGCGGCCCCAGUGGCCACUUCGGUGCAGAAGCGCGCAAGCACUUCUGCCUCGAGGAUGGCUUUACGUUCCUGAACCAUGGUGCCUUCGGCGCCACACUGAAAAGUAGUCUGGAAAGCAAGCGGCGCUGGGCCGAGCACAUCGAGACGCAGCCCGUCCGCUUUUUGGAUCGAGAGCUUUUCCCUUCGAUGGUCAGCGUGACCCGCAGCUUGAGCCAGGUGCUCUCCGUACCUGCAGAAGACCUGCUGCCAGUUCCCAGUGCCACGCUGGGAACGAAUGCGGUCCUCAGAUCCUGGCAGCGCCAGAGAAAGCCCGAUGACUCCCAACGAGCGGUUAUCCUUUCGGUGGCUUAUGGCUCUACCAAGAAGCUUCUCAAGAGGAUGUCCGAGGAGUCUGGCUUCCAGGUUGUUGAAGCAACCGUCGAUUUUCCGUUGGCUGGAGACGCGGAGGAGCGGAUCCUCGCGUCUCUGGAGGGCAGCCUACAGCCCAACACAUCUCUCGUUAUUCUGGAUGCAAUACCCUCCAAUGCUCCCUUCGUACUGCCACUCCGAGAGGCCGUGGCGCUCUGCCGCGCUAAAGCUCCCGAGGCUUUCGUCAUGGUCGAUGCGGCGCAUGGACUCUUCAGCUUACCUCUGAAACUCACCGGUCCCUCCGCGGUGCCUGUGGACGCGCUGGUGACCAACUGUCACAAAUGGUUCUGUGGACCGAAGGGCACCGCAGUUCUGUAUGUCGCCCCCGAGCACCAGAAGUGGGUGGACCCCUUGGUCAUCUCACAUGGAUACGGGUCAGACUUUCCCAGCGGAUUCUAUUGGCCCGGGCUAUCAGACUUCACAUCGUGGCUAGCUCUGGAUGAAGUGUUGGCCUUCUGGGACUUAGUUGGGUUGGAGCCCGCAAGAAUCUAUGGAAAUUACCUGGUCAUGGAUGCCGCGACGAUGCUGGCUGAAUCUUGGGACACCUCUUUGGGCAUCCCGGAGGACUUGCUCGGACCGAUGGCUCUUGUGGCAUUGCCAACAUUCAAGGCGCUGCAAGAUCGCAGGCAGGAGUAUACGUACGAUGACGCCGAAGCGGUGCAGAAUGCCUUGUUCCAACGGAGGAUUGAAGUUCCCGUCAAGGUGCUAUCUGGGAAUUUAUAUGCUCGCAUAUCUGCUCACAUCUACAACCACAUCGAGGAGUACGAGACAUUGAGAGAUGCCGUCCUGGAGCUUCAGCACUUGGCAUGGGAGAGUGCGACAUGUGAAGAUGACGGAUCCUCCGGCCUGGGUCUCGACUUCCUGCAGUGCUGGCCUGUCGUCGAUGCCGACAAGAUUGCACAUGAACUCCUCGCUGACACUUCUGGUACAAUUCACAAGCGAGUCGUCUCUGAGUUUGGGACGACGGUGUUGGAUUCCGAGGGUGUCAUUGACCGGGAAAAGCUCGGCAAGGUGAUUUUUUCAGACCCCGCCAAGCGGAGGAAACUCGACAAGGCUACGCAUGGACCCAUCUUGACGACCAUUGUGAAACGGACCCUAUGGCUUAUGCUACAAGGUCACCGCACCAUCGUCUUGGACGUGCCGUUGCUGCUCAAGUUCCCGGUCCUGCGCCGCCUUUGCCUCUCUGCCGUCCUCGUGGUGCUGGUGUCCCCGGAGACGCAGCUGACACGCCUGAUGGCGCGGAAUGACCUGUCUGAGGAUGAGGCCCGACGAAAGAUCGAUUCGCAGCUCUCUGGGGAGGCCCAGUGCAAGCUGGCAGACUUCGUCAUUGAGAAUAACGGAAGUUUCGAAGAUCUACGCCGAAGUGUGGCCGACCUCCAGCAUCAGGCGCCUCAAGGAUGGUCCGCAGCGUUGGGCGUCUGUCUGGCACAGAUGGCCUUGAAAGAAUCGGCGGAGGCAGCUCUGCAAAAUUUGCGGCGAUUUGAGAUCAAGGGCACGCAGGUUUCGGUGGACUGGAGUACCAUGGCCAAGACGGAAAUGGGUCUCUGCAACAAGCGCCACCAGAAGCCGCCGGAUGAGCCGCCUCCAAGGAGUUUCAAAGAAAGCACAGCGCAGGAGUUUGGCUUCCAAAUGGGACAGGCGGUGCUGAUUUCGAACCUGAAAGGAGCACCUCAGUUCAACGGCUGCAGCGCUGCUGUGGUCGGCUUCCGCUCGGACCGAGUGGAAGUGGAAGUGGAGGCGGAGGGGACAAAGAAGAUCUUGGCGUUGAAGCCCGAAAAUCUCAGCGCAUCAACAGGCCAGGCUGAGCCACCCAAGGCUGAGGAGGCAUCUGCCGAGCAGGUACCUGCCGAGCAGGUACCUGCCGAGAAGGCUCCGGAGCCCCGACGCCGCCGUGGCAAGUGGGAGGAGAACAGCGGCGGUUUCGUCGUGAACCAGGCCAAGAAAGGCCCAGUGGGCCCAAAGUUGCCGCCCCUGGCUGACUUGGAAGCGAUGCCUGUGAAAGAGCUUAAGCAAGUGCUCGUGGCUCAUGACGUUAACAUCACGGGCUGCCUGGAGAGAGCCGAAUUCCUGGCCAAGGCCAAAGAAGUGGCAGAACAAAGAGCUUAG